AUGUACGCCGCCACACAGCUCUCCAGCGUCGAUCUACGUUGUAACGUGAAUGCCACGCAUACGCCUGAUGUGCUGGACGUGUAUGCCGGGGAGGAGGUGACUUGGCAUGUACCGUAUACUAUUAGUCAUCCGGGGCCGUUGAUGGGGUAUUUGGCGAGGGCGCCAGGAGGGGGGUUGUGGGGGUGGGGAGGGGGGAGGGGGGAGGGGGAUGUGUGGUUCAAGAUCUACGAAGACUUCCCGACUUGGUACACAGAGACUUAUCAGAAUGGGUAUAUCGCGCAUUCUGUGAGAUGGCCGAAUUUAGACCUCUCAACCCUCCCCAUCCCCCUUCCCCCAACCCUCCCACCAGGAGAAUACCUCUUCCGAAUCGAACACAUCGGCCUCCAAACAGCCACCGAUCCCACUCUCGGAGCCCAGUUCUUCGUGUCAUGUGCUCAGAUACGAGUUCUUCCUCCCAUCAACCCCCAAACCACCAUCCAGAACCACGGUGUUGGUGGUAUCCCAGGUCCCUUGGUAUCCAUACCAGGACUCUACCUCCCGACGGAUGAGGAUCUGAAGGUUAAUGUAUAUGGUGUUAAUGAGACGACAUACCUCAACGAACCAUACAUGACACGAACGCCCGGCCCCGCGAUUUGGAAGGGUUAA
Molecule: messenger RNA, 645 nt
Organism: Glarea lozoyensis ATCC 20868
Lineage: Eukaryota; Fungi; Ascomycota; Leotiomycetes; Helotiales; Helotiaceae
Exons: 4
Coding region: 1-645 (214 amino acids)
Source: RefSeq, a predicted model, not a curated record